This is a messenger RNA of Clonostachys solani, 822 nucleotides long. NCBI's taxonomy places the organism in Eukaryota, Fungi, Ascomycota, Sordariomycetes, Hypocreales, Bionectriaceae. The record is from the annotation of a GenBank genome assembly.
AUGCAUUUCUCUCUCCUACUCCUUGGAGUUGCUGGAUUGAGUCACGGUCUAUCGACAAACAACCAUGUUUCAAGAUGUGGGAACCCGGAGCCUUCCAUAGGACUCCAGGAAGUUUCCCGUCGGCUCUCCGUUGAAGAAAAUCAAGCUCGUGUCUUUGGGUUAUACACAAAGACCACUCUGGCUGUUGAUGUAUAUUUUCAUACAAUCUCCGCAUCCUCAGAUACGCUACUUUCGGACCCGACCCUAAACGAGCAAUUCAAUAUCUUGUCUCAAGACUAUGGGGUGUAUGGCAUCAAUUUAAACCUAGCUGGAAUCUCAAAGACGGUGAACGCAACUUGGUCUCGGUUUGAGGAUCAAUUGGGCAUGAAGACACAGCUUCGAAAUGGGACAUACAAAGACCUUAACAUCUACUUUCUUGACUCUGUCGGCGGAGCCUACGGCGUAUGCACAUACCCUUUAAACACGACAGCUGGAUCAACUGACUUUUACUUGGAUGGGUGUACUGUAUUGGCGACUACUGUACCCGGAGGUACCGAAAAGCCUUAUGAUUUGGGGAAGACGGCCACACAUGAGGUCGGUCAUUGGUUUGGUCUAUUCCACACUUUCAAUAAUGGAUGUAAUGGUGGUGACGAGGUAGAUGACACACCCCCACAGGCUACAGCGACUUAUGGCUGUCCUGCAAGUAAGGACACCUGUCCUGAUAAACCUGGCGAGGACCCUAUCCAUAACUAUAUGGAUUAUUCUGACGACGAGUGCAUGUAUGAGUUUACUGAAGGCCAGAUUAAUCGGAUCCUAAGCUUUUGGACACUCUACCGGAGCUGA